This is a messenger RNA of Gryllus bimaculatus (two-spotted cricket), 5394 nucleotides long. Lineage: Eukaryota; Metazoa; Arthropoda; Insecta; Orthoptera; Gryllidae. The record is from the annotation of a GenBank genome assembly.
UGUUUUUCAAUUGAGUAUGUUGGAAUCUACAGCUGUGUAUAUAAGUACUUUCAUUAAAAAAUCUUGGAAUUGCAGUGAAAUAAUUGUUGCAGUAAAUGUUAUUAAUUAAAAAAAAUGUUUCUUGAAUUGAACCCAACAAAACAAUGUUUAAAAAACUUAACCAAUACAAACGAUUCAAUGUCAAAGCAAUCAAUUUAUGAUUAUUCAAUAUUUGAGCAUUGCUUUUCAAUUACAAAAAAUCAUAUGCACAGAAAGAUAAGUUUUUUGGGUUUCCAAUGAGAGCCUACUGUAAAGUGUACAUUAUAAGAUACGAAGUCCAGUAACCUAUUUGUCAGGGCUAGAGUGUUUACAAGUCAUACUUUUCAGAAAUACUUACUAUAAGCGUUUUUUUUCGAGUAGCAGAAUUGCAAAUUUUGAGGUGAAACUAAUAUUAAAGGGUUUAAACUUUUGCGAACAAUUUGACCAAAAAGACAAGAUGCAAUUUUCGGCCCAUAAUAUAAAGAAUCUUGUGCAAACUUAUACAUCACUAGGCGUGAUUAAAAACAUACAACUUUCCAUGGAAUUAUUUCAUCCAAUCUUAUUUUCUGCGACGGAACUGAUUGGGACAAUGCGGUUCGCAUAAUUCGAUUUGCACUUAUCGGAACAUUUUUCCUGUAAGAUCCAGCCAAAGACGUGCGCCAACACACCCUCCUAAAUAAUACUUAUGACAGAGACAACGACGUACUGAAACCAAAGGGAAUGGAUACAACUGUAUAAGAACGUACUGAGUAAUCAACCACAUCCACAUCUCUCAGGCAGUCGCCAUAUUGAAUAGGACCACUGCGGAGUCAAAAUGUGGUACGAGUUUGCUUCUUUAUAUACGUGUAUUGCGUCGCAUUAAAAUGAUUAGAGAAGCGCAUUGAAGUUAACGUUAAAGCCUCGGGUUAAGUGACAAGAUUUAAAGGAAAGUGACGCAGGAUCAUGGAAACAUAGAGUCUUUGAAAAGAAAUAGAACAGAACACUCGUCUGUCCUGUUUCUUUCGACACUCCCUUCUUUCCUAAGUUGCGAUUAUAGCUGAAGUGAUGGAAAUUGAAUACAAAGUAAUCUGUGAUAAGCGUCGACUACGUCAACAGGAAUUGGCGAAGUAGGUACGUUCUUCAGUGUGGCAUUCAUUGAAGGAGAGUGGCAAGAUGCCUGCUCCUCCGCCUCCACCUCCUCCAGGCCCUCCUCUGCCUUCUGCUGGUCACCAGGGUGGAGGAGAUGAUGGCCGGAGUAUGCUCCUGGAAUCCAUUAGGAAAGGAAAAGCUCUGAAGAAAACCACAACAGUUGAUCGGAGUGCUCCUGCUAACGCAGGGAAAGUGUGUGGAUCUGAAGCUCGUGUGCCUAGUAACAGCUCAAGCGGAAGUGUUCGAGGUGGAAGUGGUCAUGUACAUUCUAAACUAGGUUCAAGUGGUGGUGGAAGCAAUGGCUUAAUGGGUGGACUAAUGUUAGAUGGAAUACCUAAAUUGAGGCCUACCGGACGAACUCUGGGAGAUGGUACUACUGGGUCCAUUCGCUCCCCUCAUCCUCCUCAGCCUACGCCACAGCGCAAUGAUGGUGCUUCUCGACGACCAUUUGGUGGUGAAGUUCGCAACCGAGGGCCACCUCCGCAGCCACCUCCUGCCAAUCAGAAGCCUACCAUAUCCACGUCUCUUACAAGGGUGAAUAAUUGGCUUGGUUUAUGUGGACAUAGCAGUCACAGUCAUCUUGUGGGCAGUGCAAGUCCACCAACUCUUCCUAGCAAACCUGUGAUCAAUCAUGGAAAACCAAAUGUGGCUCCAAAACCACCAGGAGUGGCUCCAAAUCGCCCAUCUCCUCCGCCUAAGAAGCAGACUAUGAAUGGGAGUGGCCGGACACCAGUGACACGCACCCAAAGUAUGCGUGUACCGAAAUCACCACCUGUGGCGCCACCUAUUGGACCUGUCUUCCCUGCAGGCAAAGAACUGGGCAAAGGCCCUAUGGCCUUUCAUCAGUCCCAGGACUCUCUCCACUGUCGCACAAAUCCUCCUCCUCCUCCUCGCACAAAUACAUUGCCUUCCAAUUUGAAUCAUCAUGGAGGUCAGAAAGCAUUUGCUCCUCUUCCUCCUUCAGCCCCUCCACCUCCUGCUCCAGUUAAUCGGUUUAUGCGACCUCCAGGCACCCGGCCUCCGCCUCCUCCUAUUCGUGUUGGAGGACCCAUGAAUCCACCUCCCGGACCCCCUCCACCUCCACCGCCUGUUGCUCCUCCACCCCCUCCUCCCCACCAUCAUCGAAAUUCCCCUGCCCCUCCUCCUCCACCAGCAGCUCUGCAGACACGGCUUACGCCUGCUUCUCCAUCAUGUGCACCGCCUUUGCCUCCCACGCGUAAUUCAUCUAUGCGAAAUGGCCCUGCUCAGACUACUUCAUCUGAUUUUGAUGGAAGAUUUGGCGAUUUAUUUCAUUGUGUGGAAGAAUUUCCCAUGCCCCAACAAUACCGACAAGUUAAAAAAGUUUACAAUAGUAAAAAUGCUCGACAGCCCACAUCUCAACAGGCUAAGCAACAAGCACCUCAACCUCCUAUGGUGCAAUUAAGUGGCCGAAUGUGGUCUGUAUUGAAACUACGCUGUACAUCAGAACUCCAUGUGCUGUGCUGUGCUGUGCUGAGCUCUGCUGUGCUGUGCUGGUGUGGUGUGCCCAAGAGUCGAGACUGUGUUCGUGUUGCAUUUGUUGAGUGGCUCUAAUGGAUAAUGGAGCACAUGCACAAAUAGCAAUUAAGGACUUACAUUCUGAAGACUGACUGUUGUGCUUUGAUGGCAUUCAGAUUUAUAAUCUAUGUUGAUUCGUGAGAUUUCUCUAUUCUUACGUAAACAUUUAAUUAUGCUUGAUAAAACUAUUUCUUUUGGGUUUAAUGUCACUUAAGUAUCUAUGUUUUAUUGUUAGAAUCCUUUUCAUUAAUAUUGUAAAAAAAAUUCUUGUAUUUUAAUCACUACUGCUAUUGAAUGUAACAUUUUUCCCCAUGAUAAUUUAUUGUAGUUCAUAGAUAAUUCUGAAUUUGUCUGGCAAGUGAGUGCAAUUACAUUUGGAAUUAUUUUCUUUUGAACAAGUCUCCUCGAUAAAGCAUUCAACUUGUGUUCCAACAUCACAUUGUUAUUACUUUUUGUAAAUGGGAAGGAGUGCGAAAAUGUUGCUUGCUGGUGUGUUUGAGCUUACUGCUUAUUUUAUUCCUGUCUAUUUGAGUUGGAUGGGAAGGUAGUAAUUUGAUCCAAACACGUUCAAAUUGAAAAUCAUUAAGAACUUGAUUAGAAAUGAUAAUGAUGUAAAUAAUUGUAAAGAACUCAGUUUUGAUGUGUGGAAUGAUUUUUUUUUUUUUUUUUUUGUCUAUUUUAUUUCAGUCAAAUAAUUGAAGACAUACUUACUAAUGCAGGUUAUCAAGAAUAUUGGUUAAGAGCUUAUAUUGAUUGCUUGUAUUGUGAAAAUGAUUUCAAGACAGUACCUUUGUUUCACUUUGAAUAAUUUGACUAUCUUUAUUCAAGAAAUGAUGUUGAAUUUUUAUAAUUCCAUGAAUAUUGAUUUAUCAUUGAACUUGUAAAUAAUAAUGUGAUCUUUAAUGUUAUGUUAAUUUUGGGAAAACAGUGAAGUGGUUUCUGUCAUUACAAAUAAAAGUCACAAGAAAUAGCCAGCAGAUGUUCCAGGAAUGGUGCUUUAUAAGCGUAAUAUGUAAGCUAAUAAUCAUAAUAGACAAGUAACUUUAAAUAUAAGUUUUCAAUUUUAGUACUGAUUUUGUCUUGAUGGUUAAAUAAUUACAGUCGAAGGCAAAGGUAAUUAAAUUUUCUUUUAAGUUCGAUUAUAAAUUUAAAAUAACAUUUCUGUACUUGAUAUCUACACUUUUUACCAUAUUGUGUACUUGAGAGUAGGAUUGUGACUAGUUUGCUACAUUAAAAAGUAUGCUUGUCAAAUUUAAUGGGUCACUAGAUCACAGCCACAAGCAUAUCCACUGCAGUUUGUGCAGUGCUUAUAUGUUCAUUUGCUCUGUACAUAUAUAGAUAUAUAUAUAUAAUUAUUCUGUUAUAAACCGUGUGUAUUAUUAUACAUAAGACUUUAAGAUAUUUAACAUGAUCUGUACAAAAUUCUUCUAUUUGUUUGUUUUUAGCAUUCAAAUGCAGUUGUAUCAUUGUACGUUAAAAUUAAAAUAAUUAUUAAUAGUUGUAUUAUGUUUAAAAGCUUCCAGCUAACAUCUCCAAAAAAUUAGUCAUUUUUGGAGAAAGUACUUAUAAGUAGGUAAAGUGAAAUAAACAUGAAGGGCUGUACGUUUGAAAUCGUAUAAGGGAGAAUUACGAUUAUGAAGAAAUAAAUAGAGGGAAUAAAUAUUUGAUUAUUCAUUUAUCAGUAGAUUGGCAUCUGUAACAAAUAUCAUAGUGGCAGUCAUUUUGCAGGGAGGGUGACAGGAGGGAUAAAAGCCCUAGGUGACUUGUGGAACUCCCUUUUGCAGGAUAUACUGUUAUGGAAAGACUGACAUGUAAAAUUGGGGAGUGGUAUCAAAAGUGGACCUUGGAAUUUUGGUUAAUGCCUCAGCAAUAUUUUAUUGAUAUAUUGACGUUAAUCCAGUGUACAUAGUUUCAAAAAUGUCAUGUUUUGUUAAAGCUUUUCAUGAAUUCAAUUGUGUACUCUGACAAUAAACUUAGAAAAGAUGGCAGGCAGGCUCGUAGACAGUGGCAGCAGUGAUGGUUAGAGCAGAAGUAGUAACAAGCAUUGUGCUUACUGGUACUCUUUGUUAGAUUUGAGAAUGCAGGCAUGCAGGGAAUUUACAUGCGAUUUUGAAAGCAUCUUCUUAAUAUUCCUUUCUUGAGCGUAUUUGACUAAUUUCGAAAUUACAGAAGUUUAAAAUUGUAUUGAGGUCUUCAUACAACCACUAUAGACCUAUUAACUAUGGAGAUUACAGAGAAAGUUAUUGACUGCUCCAGAAAAUCGAUUUCCAAUUUGAAUGGAAAUGCACGUUGAGGGAUCCCUGAUACACAAAAAGUGUUCGUUUUUUUCCCUUCAAAUUGUCCUGCAGUGAACAGUAAUAGUGCCUAAACCGUUUGUAGGAUUUUUCCCAAAGUAAAUAUCCCAUGGUUAAUCUGUCACAACUCAAAGCUCUGAGAUUUUGAAUAACUAAAAUUUGGGGUCACUUUACAUGAAACCCUUGAACAUUUUCAAAAUUUUCUUCAAAAAUGUCUCCUAGUUUUUCAUUAAAUUUCUUGUAAGAAUAGAGUGAAAUACACAUGUAAAAAUGGCAUUAGUUCUAUUUACUCUGUUACUCAAGAAUUUUCUGAAAUUAUAAAAUUUUGAAUUUUUUCAGCAUCUUUCUACAACUGCAAUAUUGAAGAUACCCUUUUUUUCUUCAAAUGAUAUUUAUUCUUCACUUUUAGUUCUUUAAU